Oppia nitens is the source of this 2268-nucleotide messenger RNA. Its product is annotated as long-chain-fatty-acid--CoA ligase 4-like. The transcript is spliced from 6 exons. Gene Ontology annotation, molecular function: palmitoyl-CoA ligase activity. Gene Ontology annotation, biological process: long-chain fatty-acyl-CoA metabolic process; long-chain fatty acid metabolic process; neuron differentiation. NCBI's taxonomy places the organism in Eukaryota, Metazoa, Arthropoda, Arachnida, Sarcoptiformes, Oppiidae. Bases 25 to 2241 code for a protein of 738 amino acids. The record is from RefSeq and is a predicted model, not a curated record. Gene Ontology annotation, cellular component: plasma membrane; endoplasmic reticulum; lipid droplet.
GUUUGAACUAAUAAAACAAAAAAAAUGUCUAAUAAUCUCGUCAAAGAUAUCCUAAUUCAUGUGUUUAUGUUUUUCACGCGCCUAACAGUCACGUGCUAUACGUACCUGACAUUACCGGUAUAUUAUAUCGUACAGAAACCGGCCAAACAACGGACAAUAGCAGCCAAUUGUGGCGGACAUCGAUCGGAUCCAACCGAUCCCGACUCUCAAUGGGUACGCAAUGUUGAUCUACCCUAUCAUCCGCUGAUGGAUUGUUGUACAAUAGCCGAUGCUUUUGAUAAAGUCCGCGAACUGUAUCCGCUGGACAAACAAGCCAUUGGCUAUCGUGAUGUGUUGGCCGAAGAGAUUCAAAUGGACAGCGAGGGUCGGCCAAUAAAAAUUGACGGCAAAGUACUGCGAAAGUAUCGGCUAAGUGACUACAAGUGGAUGACAUUGGGUGAAGUCAGCCAACGCAUUGACAACAUAUCGCGCGGACUUAUGGCCACUGGUAUCCGUACUGCCGAUCGGGUGGCCAUCUAUUCCGAGACAAGUGCACAGUAUUUCCUGAUGUCAGCAGCUAUCGGCCGUAUGGGUGCCGUAGCGGUCACUGUGUUUCAUACGCUCAGCGACGACGGUGUUGUACAUGCACUCAAUGAAACAGAAGUCAAAUAUUUGGUGACCAGUUAUGAACUAAUUAAACGAUUGGCCGGACUAUCCGAUAGGUUACCCAAAGUCGAGACUAUUAUCUAUUUUGAAGGUCCAACAGGUGAACAAAACUACAGUUUUCCGCCCGAAAUCAAAGUGCUAGCACUGAGUUCGGUAGAAAAUGCUGGCCAACAAUCGGGACAAAACUUUACAUUCAAACCGUUGGACCCGAAACACGAAUGUCUGAUUAUGUACACAAGCGGUACCAGUGGCCUACCCAAGGGUGUUAUAGCCACACAGGCCCAGCUCAAAGAGGCCUGUAUGGCCAUGGCUACAGUGGUCAGAGAUAUAAUGAUGGACGGUCCACGACAUACCUACAUAGCCUACCUGCCCCAGGCACACAUACUUGAGGCAACCAUCGAGUUAUUCCUAUUUCUCGGUGGUGUCAAAAUAGGUUUCGGCACACCGUUUACACUGAACGAAACGGCACCGGGUCUGGCACCGGGAACUACCAGUGACAUACAGCUACUGAAGCCGACAAUUAUGACUACUGUUCCUCUAGUACUCGAUCGUAUACGCAAAGAAAUGUAUGCUAAACUAGCAUCACGUACACCGGUGUCAACUCAUAUAUUUAACUAUCUAAUUAACUAUAAGUCCCAUUGGAUUCAAAAAGGAUACAAUACACCCAUAGUUAACACAUUACUGUGCGGUAAGGUUAGAGAGCAAUUGGGCGGUCGACUAGAGUAUAUGGUGGUGGGCAGUGCACCCCUGUCCCAGCAAUUGCAAUCACUGAUCAAAUGCUCAGUUAAUGUCAAGCUUAUACAAGGAUAUGGAACUACCGAAACUUGCGGCGCCGUUCUCUGUAUGGACUUUGACGACCUAUCCUAUGGACGAGUGGGCGGACCCUUGAAUGGCGUCCGAAUCAAACUGAAAGACUGGGCAGAGGGUGGCUAUUCAGUGGCCGAUAAGCCGCACCCGAGAGGCGAGAUAGUGGUCGGCGGACAUAUGAUAACCAAUGGCUACUUUAAGCUGCGAUCGUUGAACGACCAGAGCUUUUAUACCGACAGUGACGGCUUGCGAUGGUUUAUGACCGGCGAUAUCGGCGAAAUCUAUACCGACGGCACCGUCAGGAUUAUUGACCGCAAAAAAGAUUUAAUCAAACUAUCAAACGGAGAGUUUGUUUCAUUAGGCAAAAUCGAGGCAUGCCUUAAAAACGACCCGUUCAUCGAUAACGCGUGUGUUGUCGGCGAUGCCAUUGUUGACCGAUUGGUAGCUCUCAUACAGCCCAACCCUCAGGCACUGUCCAAACUGUGCCGACAGCUGAACAUCGGUGACGACGAUAGUACAGCACUGGACGAGAUCUGUGCAAACAGUCUGGUCGUCAAACAUAUACAUCAGUCACUGAUAGAGACAUCAUACGGACAGGGACUUAAUCGUAGGGAAAUACCUACAAUGAUCACUGUUUGUCAUCAGCCGUGGACACCUGAUAAUGGCCUGUUGACGGGUGCCAUGAAAUUAAAACGGGUGCCAAUUAUGGACAAACAUCGUAAAGAUAUUGAUGCCAUGUUUGCCGUUAUCAAAGGUGCCGUCAAAUUAGCCAAAAUCAAUAAUAUGUAAUUAAUCUAAAAAUUAAUAUUAAAUAUU